Molecule: messenger RNA, 1038 nt
Organism: Lepus europaeus (European hare)
Lineage: Eukaryota; Metazoa; Chordata; Mammalia; Lagomorpha; Leporidae
Product: glutathione S-transferase theta-3-like
Exons: 5
Coding region: 124-846 (240 amino acids)
Biological process (GO): glutathione metabolic process
Cellular component (GO): cytoplasm
Molecular function (GO): glutathione transferase activity
Source: RefSeq, a predicted model, not a curated record
CAGCUGUGAGCUCCAGAGUCCCAGCCGUUCCUGCCCGCACCGUUCCCGGUCCCGCUCCAGUGCCCGCAGCCUGCUGCCCCCGCCGCCAGGCCGGCCUCCUAGGGCUGUCCGCUGCCCUCCGCCAUGGGCCUGGAGCUCUACCUGGACCUGAUGUCCCAGCCCUGCCGCGCCGUCUACAUCUUCGCCAAGAAAAACGGGAUCCCCUUCCAGCUGUGCCCCGUGGAGGUGCUCAAAGGCCAGCACUACACUGAGUCCUUUACCCAAGUGAACCCCCUGAGGAAGGUGCCGGCCUUGAAGGAUGGAGACUUCACCUUGGCUGAGAGUGUGGCCAUCCUUCUGUAUCUGAGCCGCAAGUACAAGGCCCCUGACCACUGGUACCCCCAGGACCUGCAGGCCCGCGCCCGUGUGGAUGAGUACCUGUCGUGGCAGCACACCGCCCUGAGAAGUUGCUGCACCAGGGCCAUGUGGCAGAAGCUGCUGUUCCCUGUGUUCCUGGGCCAAGCUGUGCCCCCUGAGACGUUGGCGGCCACGUUGGCUGAGCUGGACAGGUGCCUGCAGCUGCUUGAGGACAAGUUCCUGCGGGACCAACCCUUCCUUGCUGGUCCCCAAAUCUCCGUGGCUGACUUGGUGGCCAUCACAGAGCUGAUGCAUCCCGUCAGCGCCGGCUGUCGCGUCUUCGAAAGCCGCCCGAAACUGGCUGCGUGGCGCCAGCGUGUGGAGGCUGCGGUGGGGAAGGAUCUCUUCUGGGAGGCCCACGCGGUGAUCAUGAAGGCCAAGGACAUACCCCCGGCAGAACCGGCCGUGAAGGAAAAGCUGGGGCCCUUACUGCAGGUGUUGCUGCAGUGAGUGGGAGGCCCUGCCCGGCGGAGCCGCGAUGUCCCCGGCUGUAGGCAGAACACUGCCAAUGCUCUGUGCCCCAAUUUCCCAUGGCCAUCGGGUCUGUGUGCACCUUUUGUCACCCACCCACUGUCACCCUUCCUUCCAUUGGACCUCUGGGUCACCUCUGGAACGAGCUUGAAUAAACACUGAUUCGGCUGA